CGCAGCCUGUUCUAAAAAAUACGCGGCAACGAUCUAAUCUAAUCUCGAAAUGCGAUACAAAACAGAAUACAGAAAUAGAAUCUUCGCCGAGAUUUAAUACAACGGAUUGGAAUAAAAGAUCCAUGUGACGCCCGCUGCUUUCAUUACAGCAAGUCUCGCUGGAUCAGAAUGACGCUGUUUGCACGUAUUUUGUGCGCUGUGUUGCUCCUUUGCGUGUCAGUGAAGACGCAUUACAAUGUGAUAGCGAGAAAGGGUGUAGAGGAGAGUUUCGUGUCGACAACAAAAACGCCCAAGUACGUUCCGACGUGGUCCAGUCUAGACGGUCGACCGCUACCAUCCUGGUACGAUGUCGCCAAAUUUGGAAUCUUCAUUCACUGGGGUGUAUUCAGCGUGCCCAGCUUCGGCUCUGAAUGGUUUUGGAAUAAUUGGAAAGAGGAGACUAAAUCCACGAAAUACCACGACUUUAUGAGGCAAAGGUAUCCUCCGAACUUUACCUAUCAAGAUUUUGCGCGCGACUUCACUGCCGAGUUCUUCAAUGCUUCCGAGUGGGCAGAGUUGUUGAAAGCGUCAGGCGCCAGGUACGUCGUGUUGACAAGCAAGCAUCAUGAAGGCUACACGUUGUGGCCGUCAACGUAUUCGUUCAGUUGGAAUUCGAUGGAUGUGGGGCCUCAAAAGGAUCUCGUUGGCCAACUAGCACAAGCAAUUCGUAACGAGACAGACAUAAAGUUCGGCUUAUACCAUUCCAUGUAUGAAUGGUACAAUCCUCUUUAUGUAGCAGACAAAAGAAACAAUUUUACAACGGAUAAGUUUGUGACCAAUAAAAUAAUACCAGAGUUACGCGAGUUGGUAGAAACGUACAAGCCAGAGGUAGUUUGGUCAGACGGGGAUUGGGAAGCGUCGGAUGCCUAUUGGAAAUCAAAGGAAUUCCUCGCAUGGUUGUACAACGAGAGUCCUGUAAAAGACACAGUGGUGGUGAACGAUAGGUGGGGCAGUAACAUGCCGUGCCGUCACGGUGGUUUCUUCACGUGCACCGAUCGUUUUAAUCCUGGUGUGCUUCUUCCACACAAGUGGGAAAAUUGCAUGACUAUUGACAGAAAGUCCUGGGGAUACCGCAGAAACGCCGUUUUGUCCGAAUACUAUACGCUGGCGGGAUUAGUGAAGGAAUUGGUAAUUACUGUGAGCUGCGGUGGAAAUUUACUGAUGAACGUCGGACCAACAAAAGACGGCAUUAUUACACCAAUUUAUGAAGAAAGAUUGCGUGGAAUGGGCGCUUGGCUAGCGGUUAACGGCGAAGCUAUUUACGACACUAAGCCCUGGACAACACAAAAUGAUACUUUAACAGGAAGCGUCUGGUACACGUUAAAUAAUAACGAGAAACAGUUGUACGCCUCAAUUUUGGAGUGGCCAGAUGAUAAUGUCUUGUCGUUAGGCUCGCUCAAACUUUCGACCAAUUCCCAGAUGCAUUUACUUGGUUAUCCAUCAGCAGUUCCUUGGAAGCAGUCCGAUAAGAAGCUGGAAAUAAAUUUGCCUCCUAAUGCACACAAAGGACAGCCAGCUUGGGUACUAAAGAUCGGGGUUUAAAACGUACACACAUUUACGACUAAAUAAUACUAAUUAAGUGUACACAUUUUACUCAGAAUAUAUGUAUUUUAUAUUAUUUUCAGUAAUAUACACAAAUUGUAAAAAAUAACAUUUCCAUAAAACUUUUUGGAGUAAAA
Messenger RNA from Vollenhovia emeryi, 1718 nucleotides. It is a transcript of the gene Fuca, whose product is annotated as alpha-L-fucosidase-like. The transcript has 6 exons. Gene Ontology annotation, molecular function: alpha-L-fucosidase activity. The coding region runs from base 169 to 1581 and encodes 470 amino acids. The record is from RefSeq and is a predicted model, not a curated record. Gene Ontology annotation, cellular component: lysosome. NCBI's taxonomy places the organism in Eukaryota, Metazoa, Arthropoda, Insecta, Hymenoptera, Formicidae. Gene Ontology annotation, biological process: fucose metabolic process; glycoside catabolic process.